AGCUUCUGUGGUAACAGACUCCGAACARAAGCGACUGAAGUGCAGCAACUGGUUCGUGGCUCCGCCGGUCGGUCGGUGCAGCUGCUGGCUGACAGCUCAAUAACUGAGGCGGAUCCCCGCGGCUCUCCGGCUGCCUCCACAUCUUUCUGCAGGCUUUCACCUUUUUUUGUUUUUUGUUUUCGUCAAUGGCAAGCCCGGCUGCAGACACAGGACAGUCUCAUCAGCAUCACCCUGGGACGGAGUCGGCCGCAGACUCUGCGUUUCAGGAGGCGCAGAAGUGGAUAGAGGCUGUCACAGGAAGAUGUUUCGGUGACAAGGAUUUCCGAGGAGGUCUACAGAAUGGGAUACUGCUGUGCGAGUUAUUGAGCUCUAUCAGGCCCGGCUCAGUAAAGAAAAUUAACAGACUUCAGACACCCAUAGCUGGCCUGGACAACCUCAGUGUGUUCCUUCGUGGCUGCGAGGAGCUGGGACUGAAGGGCUCCCAGCUGUUCGAUCCUGGAGAUCUGCAAGACACAUCAACACGUCCCACUGCCAAGGGAAGUGACUGCAGUCGAAAGCUGAAGAACGUUUUAAUCACCAUCUACUGGCUUGGUCGUGCUGCCAACAGCUGUACCUCCUACAACGGGCCCACGCUGGACCUGAAGGAAUUUGAGGGCUUGCUGUCACAAAUGCGAAAGGAGGCAGAAGUGGCAGUCAGCCCAACGCGCAGCAUCCGGGAUAGCGGCUACAUCGACUGCUGGGACUCUGAGCGCAGCGACUCCCUCUCCCCGCCACGCCACGGACGCAAGGAUUCAUUCGACAGCCUGGACUCGUUCGGCUCGCGCUCACAGCAGACCCCAUCCCCAGACGUCCUGGUGCCCCGUGGCAACAGCGAUGGCCGUGGCAGUGACUCGGAGUCUGACGGCCCCCCUCACAGGAAAAUCCCCGACCUCCAUAAAGACGACAUGUUGGCGCGGCGGACGUCGGUCACCGAGCUGCGGACCGCCAUGCCCUUCAACCAGUACCUGCCCAACAAGAGCAACCAGACCGGAUAUGUGCCGAUGUCGCUUCGCAAGAAAAGAAACGACGACAAGGACGAGGGAGGACGCAAGAGCUGGAGUACCGCUACGUCACCUGUAGGGGGCGACAGACCCUGCAGUACUCCAGCUCGCUCGUCCUCGGAAGAGCUCCUCCGGUGCUCGUCGGCUCUGUCGCCGAACGCCUUCGACGCAGCCGGGGGGCGCUCGGCCGCCGCGAAGCCGAAGGAUACGGAAGGCGCAGGUGCAGAUGGAGAAGAUCAAAAGGCCCGUCGAGUGCUGACCUCGCCCCGAUCCACUCAGAGUCCAUCAGACUUCCUUCCUGUGCCCUCUGCCAUGGCAGCGAGUGAUGCAGGCCAACACAGAGAGGCUGUGAAUGAAGAUGACCCAGAGGAGGAGGAGGAUCCCUGUUCGGACUGCAGCCUUCCUGCAACCCACACAGAUUGUGUGUCAGAUGAUCCGCAGAGUUUGAGCAUGAUCGACAUGCAUGAUGAAGAAGAGGCCAUCCUGCGGCCACACAGUCAUGUGCGCCAUGAGCUCAUGCACAACCAGUACAACAGAAUGAAAGAGGAGGACAAUCACUGGCAGGACGACCUGGCCCGAUGGAAAAGCCGGAGGAGGAGCAUCUCUCAGGAUCUGRUUAAAAAAGAGGAGGAGAGGAAGCUGAUGGAGCGUCUAAUAUCAGGAGACAGCUGUACCUCUCAGAGGAGGAGAAGCAUCAAGACGUACAGAGAGAUUGUGGAGGACAA
Austrofundulus limnaeus is the source of this 1765-nucleotide messenger RNA. Its product is annotated as LIM and calponin homology domains-containing protein 1. The record is from RefSeq and is a predicted model, not a curated record. Lineage: Eukaryota; Metazoa; Chordata; Actinopteri; Cyprinodontiformes; Rivulidae. Gene Ontology annotation, molecular function: myosin II head/neck binding; actin binding. Gene Ontology annotation, biological process: regulation of focal adhesion assembly; positive regulation of stress fiber assembly; actomyosin structure organization. Gene Ontology annotation, cellular component: stress fiber.